AGCCUCAUAGGUGCUAUGCUAACGAAGGGGCGGCUAGUGCGGAAUGAGUAGGUGACGUCAGCGCUCGUCCAGCGGACAGAGCGAGCCUGCGCGCGUGUGUCUGUGUGUGUGUAUAACAAACAUGGCGACAGGAUGGUGCGGAAAGAAGGGGAGCGCGCUAACUUUGAUGGUUUUUCUUUGCACCCGAGUUUGCACGAGCGCAGCGGAGAGCGGCGCGGGGGACGCAGGAGAGAGUCGCGUCCUCGGCAUGCGGCUGGAGAGCAGCGACAAGCCGGCCACGACCGCCGAGGACGGUGUGAUCCAGGUGACCGAGGAGAGCAGCGUGUCUCUCCGCUUCUACGGGCUGCACCUCAGCAACGACACCCGGGCGCAGAUCAGGUUCGUGGACCUCGGGGGGGACGCCGGCGGUGGUGGCGGUGGUGGAGGAGGUGGCGACGAGGAGAAGCUCAACGGCACCUGCGCCGAUUUCACCAAAGACAUCUUCUUGAGGGGCAGCCUGAACGUGAGUAAGCAGGGCACCUCCGCGGUGCUGCGCUUAAAAGUCAAACUGCUGCGCAAAGGCGAGACGCACAGGGACUACGGGGUGUGCAUCAGGAACGAGAGGGAUGGCAAGUGGUACCUGCUGGGCGAGCAGGACGGCAUGCUGCGCGUGGUGGAGGAGAAGAAGUCCUUGCUCCCCCUGUGGUUCCAGGUGAUCCUGAUCUCUGGCCUUUUGAUGCUGUCAGGUAUGUUCAGUGGUCUCAACCUGGGCCUCAUGGCUUUGGACCCUAUGGAGCUGCGCAUUGUACAGAGCUGUGGCACGGACAAGGAGAAAAAGUAUGCUCGAAAGAUUGAGCCUAUUCGAAGGGAAGGGAACUACCUGCUUUGUUCACUCCUUCUAGGUAAUGUGUUGGUCAACACGACUCUUACCAUCCUCCUGGAUGACCUUAUAGGUUCAGGUGUGGGUGCUGUGGUGGCCUCCACCAUUGGCAUUGUCAUAUUUGGUGAAAUUGUGCCUCAGGCCCUGUGCUCUCGCCAUGGCUUGGCAGUAGGUGCCAACACCAUCCUGCUCACCAAGUUCUUCAUGCUGCUGACCUUUCCUUUGUCCUACCCCAUCAGCAAACUGCUGGACUGCGUCUUGGGCCAGGAGAUGGGCACGGUCUACAACCGCGAGAAGCUGGUGGAGAUGCUGAAAGUGACAGAGCCCUACAAUGACUUGGUGAAAGAGGAGCUCAACAUGAUCCAGGGUGCACUGGAGCUCAGGACUAAGACCGUGGAGGACGUCAUGACUCCUCUAAGUAACUGUUUUAUGAUUCACAGCGACGCCGUCCUGGACUUCAACACCAUGUCGGAGAUCAUGGAGAGUGGCUACACGCGCAUCCCUGUGUUUGAGGAUGAGCGCACCAACAUUGUGGACAUCCUCUUUGUGAAAGACCUGGCCUUCGUGGAUCCAGAUGACUGCACGACCUUGAAGACCAUCACCAAGUUCUACAACCACCCGGUCCACUUUGUUUUCCACGACACCAAGCUGGAUUCCAUGUUGGAGGAGUUUAAGAAAGGUAAAUCCCACCUGGCCAUCGUCCAGAAGGUGAAUAAUGAGGGGGAGGGGGAUCCGUUCUAUGAGGUUUUGGGAUUGGUCACUUUGGAGGACGUCAUCGAGGAGAUCAUCAAAUCAGAGAUCCUGGAUGAAUCGGACCUUUACACUGACAAUCGUACCAGGAAAAAAGUGGCGCCCAAUAAGAACAAGCGAGACUUCUCCGCCUUCAAGCACGAGAGUGAAUCUAAAGUCAAGAUUUCUCCUCAGCUGCUGCUGGCUGCCCACCGCUUCCUAGCCACAGAGGUGAAUUUGUUCUGUCAGUCUCAGAUCUCAGAGAAGAUUCUGUUGAGGAUCUUGAAGCACCCAGACGUGAUCCAGGAUAUCAAAUUCAAUGAGAACGACAAACGGUCGCCCCAGCACUACGUCUACCAGCGCGGCAAAGCCGUCGACUACUUCGUCCUCAUACUGCAGGGUCGUGUGGAAGUGGAGGCUGGUAAUGAAAAUAUGAAGUUUGAGACAGGUCCCUUCUCCUACUACGGUGUCAUGGCACUUAGUGCCCCCACACUAGUGAAAGUCUCUCGCCCUCGUCAUUUCUCUCUAAAGAGGCUUUCUCUCUUCUCCCGUUUCCCAGAGUUCCGCUCGCCAUCUCAUCUCAGCGGUUUGAACCGUUCAGCAUCUCUGAACUACACUGACCGCACUGAGUCACAGUCCAUCAGCGGCAGCAACACACAGCUCAACAGUGCCCCCUCUCCACAGUACAUCCCCGACUUCAACGUACGCGCACUGACAGACCUUCAGAUUGUCAAGAUCACUCGAUCACAGUAUCAGAAUGGUCUCAUAGCGUCACGGUUGGACAGCUCACCCCAGUCUCCAGACAGCGGACACGCACAAGUGGACCAGAACACACCUGUGGAGAACAACACACCUGUAGUGCCUCAGUCUCUUUCAGAACACACGCUCACACUGCCCCUCACAGACACACCCCCGGACGAACACACGUCGCUCCUGAACGAGCAGAACUGCUUGCCUGCGCGCCAGGCGGGCCACAAUAUACACAGCGAUAGCGCCAUCUGACGCACACUUACUUACACGCACAUUUCAAACAGACUGCUAUAUGUGCACAGAGACUGACGUCAAUAACAGUGAUUGCUAUACACGUACUGUGUCUGCAGCUUGGCAGAUCCAGGAGAAGAUAUGACUUAUUCACUUACUCACUCACAUACAUACACACUCACUCAGACCUUGACAACUGAUAUUCUCCAGCCACACAAACUCACAGUACAUGCGCCAUAACAGUUGCCAACAAAAGGAUGGAGACAGAAUUGUCUGGGUGUGCAAGAGAGACAAAGAGAGAGAAAGAGUGUGUGUUUUCUGGUCCUGGAAGAGAUGACCACUUAACUGACCAGUGUUAGUGUGAACUGAAAGGGUUCCCUCUCCAAACACAAUCCUUGGGGCGUUUUUUAAAAAUUGCACAAAUUGGAGGAGGGAUGCUUCUUUAUAAACCAAAACAUAGAUAUUUUAUUUUUCGCACUUUUAAAAAAAAGAAUGCUCACAGAGUGUCAAUGUGAUUCUCCGUGAGACAAGUUGUUAACAUUAAAGCAACAGUCAAAUUUACACAGUUUUCCUCCUUCGUCAAACAUAGCCGAUCUGACAUGUUUAAUGUCCGAAAUUGCUUAUUUAGUUUUUACACUUCAGCUAGUAAGUAAUGGAAACUUAUGCCAGCAACCUUGAAGCCUAAUUUCUGUCAGUGUUUGUCAUACAGUGUCUGAAACCACAUAAGCAAGUCUGUUUAAGAUUAUUUAACAGCUUGACACAGUUAAGUGUAUGAUGCAGUGUGUACAGUGCAAAUUGGUGCUGUAUAAUCUUCCAUUGCUUGUUAGCUACAUUAGCCUUAUAGCUCCAGUGAAGAACUAAAGAAGCAAACACUGCUAAUCGACUACAUUUGGGGUAAAAUGAAGAUUAUUUAAGUUAUCGCUUUAAACCGCUUUGAAUCUAAACUGUAAGGGAAAACGUGCAUGCAUGUGUGGGACGGACAAGUGAGGCAAAGUAAGUGUGUGAGUAGGUGAAAGUGAGCGAAAAAGAGUGCAUACAAGUAAGUUAAAGGGGAAUUCCACUAUUUUUUUAUCUUCUCUCUGCAUAAUUUAUUCACUGAGAUGUACACAAAGUCAUUCAGAGUGGUUUUAUUUGAUGCGUCCAUUGUAUUGAAACUCAGUGACGUACUGAUUUCUUUACAGUGGUGGUGAUAGGAACCAGGUGCCACAGUGUGUACAAUGCAAAUAUAGCCAUUUUAUUUACUAUCCAAAACGACGAGUGACCCUUCAACUGUCCUCUGAGUUUAUAUGUAUAAUGGUAAAAUAGUGGUAAAUCUGA
This is a messenger RNA of Colossoma macropomum (tambaqui), 3886 nucleotides long. RefSeq names its product metal transporter CNNM4 (gene cnnm4b). Gene Ontology annotation, biological process: magnesium ion homeostasis; magnesium ion transport. NCBI's taxonomy places the organism in Eukaryota, Metazoa, Chordata, Actinopteri, Characiformes, Serrasalmidae. The coding region runs from base 122 to 2590 and encodes 822 amino acids. The transcript is spliced from 8 exons. Gene Ontology annotation, cellular component: plasma membrane. Gene Ontology annotation, molecular function: magnesium ion transmembrane transporter activity; sodium ion transmembrane transporter activity. The record is from RefSeq and is a predicted model, not a curated record.